AAGUGCUAAAUUUUUGUUGUCCACAACUCCUAUAAGUAUCUUGCAACAAUUCUCGCAAGUGAAUCUAUAACCCCUCUCUUUCUAUAAUUGUGAAAAAGCUCUGGCUUGCUCUCUCAAUUUCUGUCAACCAUGUCGACCGUUAGCAUAGGUUCUCUACAGCACCACAGUCUUAGAGAGAACCCUAAGUACAGUCCCAAAUCCAAAGCAUUCAAACCUGGUUCAUUGAAUUGCUCGCCUCAGACUCAGACUCUGACUCAGACUAAGCUCUUCUUCCAUUCUCGACGCUUCUGCAACUUCAGAGCUCCAAAGCAUUCUCAUGUUGUUGUUAAAGCUGCCUCCACCGCCGAAACCGCCGUCGUUCAGACCUUCGAAUCCGCUGAGCUUUUCUUCAAGGAGACUUUCCCUCUCAAACGAACUGAAACGAGUGUGAAGGGAGAAAGAAAUGACGUGCAUAAAAAACUCAAAAUUGUGGAGGGAAAGAUCUUCGUCCGACUAGAUCAGGUGAAAAAUAGUCAGAUUUGGCAGCUAACUGUAGGUUGUAAUCUUCCUGGGAAAUGGAUUCUUCACUGGGGAGUUUCGUAUGUCGGCGAUGUUGGCAGUGAAUGGGAUCAACCUCCUACUCAAAUGAGACCCCCAGAUUCGAUCCCCAUCAAGGACUAUGCAAUAGAGACACCCAUGAAGAAAUCAUCGUCAUCGGAAGGAGAUGGAUUUUACGAAGUGAAGAUUGAUCUCAGCCCCAAUAGCGAAAUUGCUGCAAUAAAUUUUGUUUUGAAGGACGAUGAAACUGGAGCUUGGUAUCAGCACAGAGGGAGAGAUUUUAAGGUGCCUCUUGUGGACUAUGUUCAAGAUGAUCGGCCUGAUAGCGAUAUAGCAGGAGCAAAAUGGGGCUUCAGUAUAUGGCCAGGGGCUUUUGGCCCGCUAUCUAGCUUGAUCCUCAAAGGAGAAGCAUCGGCUACUACUGGUCCAGACAACAGCACCAAUUCCAGAGACCCUAAACAAGAAAGUAGGAGCCUAGAAAAGUUUUAUGAUGAGCAGCCCAUUGCAAAACAAGUUUCUGUUGAUAACUCGGUCACUGUUUCUGUUAGAAAGUGCCCUGAGACUGCUAAAAAUCAUCUACAUGUAGAAACUGAUCUACCUGGAGAUGUUGUUAUUCACUGGGGAGUUUGUCUAGAUGGUGCUAAAAAGUGGGAAAUUCCUGCUGCCCCAUAUCCACCAGAAACAAUAUCAUUCAAGGACAAGGCUUUGCGGACUCGAUUACAGCCAAAAGAGGGUGGUGAUGGUUGUUGGGGAUCGUUUACUGUAGAAGAAGGACUUGAAGGAUUUCUUUUUGUGCUCAAGCUAAAUGAAAACACUUGGUUGAACUGUAUGGGAAAUGACUUCUACAUCCCCCUCUCAAGUUCUAGCUUGUCUGCUAGAUCCACACAGAGUCUAUCUGAAGGCACACAGAUACCCGAAAAGAAUGCAAAAGAAAAUCAAGAAGGAUCUCUUAGUAAAUAUACUAAUGGAAUAAUUAAGGAAAUAAGGAACUUGGUAGGUGACAUUUCCUCUGAGAAGAGCCAAAAGAUCAAAAGUAAAGAAGCACAAGAAAGUAUUCUUCAAGAAAUUGAAAAACUGGCUGCUGAAGCCUAUAGUAUCUUCAGAAGCUCUGUUCCAACAUUCACAGAGGAAGCUGUUGUUGAAUCCAAGGAACAAAUAUCUCCAGUCAAAAUAUGCUCAGGGACAGGCACAGGGUUCGAAAUAUUGUGCCAAGGAUUUAACUGGGAAUCUCAUAAAUCUGGAAGAUGGUACAUGGAGCUGAUAGAAAAAACUGCAGAGUUAUCUUCAAUUGGUUUCACUGUGCUAUGGUUACCACCACCUACAGAAUCUAUAUCACCUGAAGGAUAUAUGCCAAGGGAUUUAUAUAAUCUAAAUUCCAGAUAUGGAAAUAUUGAUCAGCUGAAAGAAGUUGUGAAGAAAUUUCAUGAAGUUGGUAUUAAAGUUCUUGGAGAUGCUGUCUUGAAUCACCGCUGUGCACACUAUAAGAAUCAGAAUGGUAUUUGGAAUAUCUAUGGUGGCCGUUUAAAUUGGGAUGAUCGUGCAGUUGUUGCAGAUGAUCCACAUUUUCAGGGCAGAGGCAACAAGAGUAGUGGAGAUAAUUUCCACGCUGCUCCAAACAUUGAUCAUUCACAAGAAUUUGUGAGGAAGGAUCUAAAAGAAUGGUUAUGUUGGCUGAGGAAAGAAAUUGGGUAUGAUGGAUGGAGGCUUGAUUUCGUCAGAGGAUUUUGGGGUGGUUAUGUCAAAGAUUACAUAGAUGUAAGUGAACCUUCCUUUGCUGUUGGGGAGUAUUGGGAUUCCCUCAGUUAUACAUAUGGUGAAAUGGAUCACAAUCAAGAUGCGCAUAGGCAGAGAAUUAUUGACUGGAUCAACGCAACUAAUGGAACUGCUGGUGCAUUUGAUGUCACAACGAAAGGGAUUCUUCAUGCAACACUGGAAAGAUGUGAAUAUUGGCGAUUAUCAGAUUCAAAGGGAAAGCCUCCUGGGGUUGUUGGAUGGUGGCCAUCGCGUGCUGUUACCUUUAUAGAGAAUCAUGAUACUGGUUCUACUCAGGGCCAUUGGAGAUUCCCACGUGGAAAGGAAAUGCAAGGAUAUGCUUAUAUUCUGACUCAUCCUGGAACACCCACAGUGUUCUUCGACCACAUUUUCUCUCACUACCGUUCUGAAAUCGAAGCUCUAAUCUCUAUAAGAAACCGGAACAAACUCCAUUGUCGCAGUAUAAUUAAAAUUACUAAGGCUGAAAGGGAUGUGUAUGCGGCUAUUAUUGAUGAAAAAGUUGCGGUUAAGAUAGGACCAGGUCAUUAUGAACCCCCAAGUGGGCAGCAAAAAUGGUCUUCAGCCUGCGAGGGAAAAGAUUACAAGGUCUGGGAAUCAUCUUCAUAGAACACAACGAUUUCACUUGUGUAUUUUAGUAUAUAAAGUCCAUUACAGGUGGUGUUUGCUUAGUUUUUUUCCUACAAAGCAAGUUGAAGAGCACCACAAGAAUAAAAUACUUGUUCACGAUGGUGGAUUGGUUGCGUACUCCUAUUGAAGUUGGUUCUGCCAUUCUUUUCCUGACAUAGAGGCCAGGUUAAGAGCAACUUGACUAAGGGCUGACAGUGGGGUACUAUCAUGGCACCGUGGAAACAUUUUCUAUAUAAACAUGUAAAAUAAAAUAAUUAUACCUACACUAUUGUAUAAUUUUGUAAAACAAAUCAUCUAUCAUAAGAGAUGAGUAUAUUAAAUUGUUCUCAUCAGUGGAACAAUAUAAAUCACCUAUUCUAUUCC
Quercus robur (English oak) is the source of this 3300-nucleotide messenger RNA. RefSeq names its product alpha-amylase 3, chloroplastic. Gene Ontology annotation, molecular function: calcium ion binding; alpha-amylase activity. The coding region runs from base 130 to 2916 and encodes 928 amino acids. The transcript has 14 exons. The record is from RefSeq and is a predicted model, not a curated record. NCBI's taxonomy places the organism in Eukaryota, Viridiplantae, Streptophyta, Magnoliopsida, Fagales, Fagaceae. Gene Ontology annotation, biological process: carbohydrate metabolic process.